Messenger RNA from Rhodamnia argentea, 1711 nucleotides. RefSeq names its product early nodulin-like protein 2. Bases 185 to 1513 code for a protein of 442 amino acids. NCBI's taxonomy places the organism in Eukaryota, Viridiplantae, Streptophyta, Magnoliopsida, Myrtales, Myrtaceae. The transcript is spliced from 2 exons. Gene Ontology annotation, molecular function: electron transfer activity. Gene Ontology annotation, cellular component: plasma membrane. The record is from RefSeq and is a predicted model, not a curated record.
UAUCGACUUUUUCCCCCGAAAAAAGCCUCCCCUUUUUCAAGAUCUUCAGCAUCAUUUCUCUGAUCUCUCUCUGUUUCCGUAUAUAGCCUCUAUUCGCUGCUGAUCUUGCUGCGCAUUGUGGGGGGGAUUCGCAGUUUUUUUUCCUCUGGGUUUCCCACCCUCUCGAAAGCCUCGAGUCCCAUCAAUGGCGGCCCACGCGUGCUUCUGCUUCUUCUUGGCGGUUUUCUUCGCUUGUCUCUCCCGCUCUCGGGGUCACGAGUUCUACGUCGGAGGCAAGGAUGGUUGGGCGGUCAACCCUUCCGAGGAUUACAACCGCUGGGCUGAGAAGACUAGGUUCCAGGUCAAUGACACCAUCUCUUUUAGGUACAAGAAGGGAGAGGAUUCUGUGUUGCUCGUGGUCAAGGAUGAUUACGACAAGUGCAACACCAAGAACCCAGUGAAGAAGUGGGAAGAUGGGGCUUCUGAGUUUGAGUUUCACCAAUCUGGUCCUUUCUUCUUCAUCAGCGGCAAACCAGCUAACUGCGAGAAGGGCCAAAAGUUGGUGGUUGUCGUCUUGUCCCCGAGGACCGCCCCGCAGGUUCCGACGCCAAUGCCUCAGCCUCCCAAAUCCCCAGGCCCGGCCAUGCCGCCAUCAUCGCCUGCUCCGCCAUCCGCGGCCCUGCCGCCAGUGUGGCCGCCUGCAGCAGCGCCCAGUUCGCCAUCUUCUGCCGCCAAACCCCCGGCAUCACCGUCCCCGGCAAUCAUACCGCCUUCGUUGUCACCAACCUCUCCUUCUCCCGUGGCUGUGCCACCGACCUCGCCAUACCCCGCCGUUAAACCUCCCAGUUCAGCGACUUCACCAGCUGCCACUGUACCGUCUGCGGUGUCGCCAACUUCUCCUUCUCCCGCGGCCGUGCCACCUACCUCGCCGUACCCCGCCAUUAAACCUCCAAGUUCAGCGCCGUCACUAGCUCCCACUGUACCGUCUGCGGUGUCGCCAAUCUCUCCUUCUCCCGCAGCCAUGCCACCGACCUCACCAUCCCCCACCAGUAACCCUCCAAGUUCAGCGCCUUCACUUGCUCCCACUGUACCUUUUGCGGUGUCGCCAACCUCUCCUUCUCCCGCAGCCAUGCCACCGACCUCGCCAUCCCCCACCAGUAACCCUCCAAGUUCAGCGCCUUCACCGGCUACCACUGUAACGCCUGCGCUGUCGCCAACCUCUCCUUCUCCAGCGGCUAUGCCUCCGACCUCACCAUCCCCUGCUAUGAAACCUCCAAGUUCAGCGCCUUCGCCAUCUCCAACCGCUACUCUGCCACCUUCACCUCCACCGUCAGAAUCUCCAGCUUCGCCUCCCACGCUGUUGGUAUCUCCACCUUCAUCAUCCCCGAUCGCGCAAUCUCCACAGGGAAUAUUGCCGGCGCGUGCCCCGGCACUGGCACUUUCAUCUGCAUGGACAAUAACCCCUACAAGCUUAUCUGUGGUGGCGGCUACCAUCGUGUUGAGUACGAGUUUAGUGCACUCGCAAAUAGCUUGAAUAAUGAUCGUGUCUAGUUUUCUCCAUGUGUUUAAUCUUGCAGGAUUUCUUGGUUAUAUAUUGUUGGAUUUUAUUAGGGUUCUCCAUAAAUAAAUGUAUCUGGUUUCAAUUUGCACCUUUUCUUUCCUCAGGACUUCUUAGUUCGUAAUGCAUUGGAAAUCAUGUUAUUUACCCAGACAUAAGUUUCUUGGAGAGCCG